UUUCAUGUCUUUUCCCGUUGUUUUAUAUUUUUUCUUGAAUAUCAUUCCAUUCUCCAACAAAUGAGCAUUUCGUCUCUUUUCUUCUUUAUCUUUUUUUUUAAUACCUGCUAUUUUUUUUUUCCUUAUCUUCCAUCCUCCUCUUCAAUCAUUUCUGUUUAAUACAUUCCUUUCGUAAACCAAAUGUUCUUUGUUCUUUUUAACACCAUCACCGAAGUUUCUCUGAGUUGAGCAUGUCUACAAGAUUCAAAGGGCUUUAUCAGAAGAGCUUCAAGUGUUUCUCCGACGAUUUCGAUGAGGAGGAGGAUGAGAUGGAAAUAGGAUAUCCUACAGAUGUUCGACAUGUGUCGCAUAUCGGUUGGGACAGUUCACCGAGUAGUGCACCCAGUUGGCUACAUGAAUUCAAGACGAGCAACGUGUUAAAGCCAACUUCAUCGGGGCCGUUUCAAGAUUUAAAAUUAGCCAAGGAAGCAUUUAGAGAAGUUGAAAGCAGCAAAGAAUUGGAAAGAGAAUCAUCAAAAAAAAAUCUGAAGAAGAAGCUCUGUCCAAAAGCCUCUCUAUUGUGUGAUCCAUGGUCCCCAAGAUUCUCAAGAUCAUGCAAGGUCCUUGCUUGAUUUUUUUUUUUUUUUGGGAUAAAAAAUCUUUGCUUGAUUAUUAUUCAUUUCAAUUUUCAAUGCCGUUGUUUAUAUAUUACUAUAGAGAAUACAUCAAUGUUUAAUGUUUUCAUAAUAUGUCUUUUCAGAAGUGUGCACAAAUUAACAUUCAGAGUGACUGAUAUUGGAAUCAUUUUACCAAGUGCU
Brassica oleracea var. oleracea is the source of this 797-nucleotide messenger RNA. Its product is annotated as CRIB domain-containing protein RIC9-like. Lineage: Eukaryota; Viridiplantae; Streptophyta; Magnoliopsida; Brassicales; Brassicaceae. The record is from RefSeq and is a predicted model, not a curated record. The coding region runs from base 231 to 611 and encodes 126 amino acids. The transcript has 4 exons.